AUGGCUGGUGAUCCAUUCUUAUCCGAUCCAAAGUCGAGAAAAAAGAGAACAAGAAACAAUAGAAAUACAUCUACUACAACUAAAUCUAAUAAGAAAUCAAAACCUACAGCUGAAGAACUUGCUGAUGAAGAAAUCUCUGGUAUAAGUGAUAGUGAUGAUGAACAAGGAAAUGUUUCAUAUGACGACGCUAAGGAAAAUCCAGAAGAUGAUAGUGAAGAUGUGGAUAGUGAAGAAGAAUUUGGUCAAGAAAGUGCAGCAGAUAAACGUCGUCGUUUAGCUAAACAAUAUCUUGAUAACUUAAAACAGGAAACUGAAGAUUAUGAAUUUGAUGCGCAAGAUUUAGAUAAUGAUAUUAUUGCUAAAAGAUUGAGAGAAGAUGUUGCUGAAACCAAAGGUCAUGUCUACAGAUUCAUCGCCGAUAAUUUGUUACUUUCUGAUAUCAAACCAACAAUAACAAGAGUGGGAUCAAAAGCUUUAACUGGUCUUUCAGUACGAUUCCCAAACGCAUACACAGUUUCUAAAGAUAUGGAGCUAAUUAAAUGGGAUAUCAAAGAUUUCAAAAGAAAACCACAAAGAGUUAAACAUACAAGAGGUGGUAAAAGAUUUACAGAAAUUUCAAAUGAACCAAAAAACAAUGGACACUGUGAUGAAAUUUUAACAGUAGCAGCAAGUCCUGAUGGGAAGUAUGUCGUUACAGGUGGUAGAGAUAAAAGAUUAAUGGUUUGGAGUACAGAAUCAUUAGCUCCAUUAAGAGCUUUAGAUACCCGUGAUCGUCGUGGUGAAGUUUUAGGUUUAACUUUCCGUAGAGGAUCUGAUCAAUUAUAUGCUUCAUGUGCUGAUUUAAAAGUCAGAAGUUAUAGUAUCAAUCAAUUUGCUCAACUAGAAAUCUUAUAUGGUCAUCAAGAUCAUGUUGUUGAUAUUUCAGCAUUGGGACAAGAACGUUGUGUUACUGUUGGUUCUAGAGAUCGUACAGCAAUGUUAUGGAAAAUUGCAGAUGAAACCAGAUUAACAUUUAGAGGUGGUGAAUUUGAAAAAAAGAAGAAAAAGAAGAAGGAUGGUGAAGAUGAUUUAAUGGAUAUAGACGAUGAAAAAUUUUACUCAGAAGGUAGUAUAGAUUGUGUUUCUAUGAUUGAUGAUUCACAUUUUGUUACAGGCUCUGAUAAUGGUAGUAUAUCAUUGUGGUCAUUAGCUAAAAAGAAGCCAUUACAUAUACAGCAUUUAGCUCAUGGAGUCUUACCAGAGUUUACAUCAGAACAAGCAUCAGCUGAAAGUGAUGCUCAAAAAAGAGAUUUACAAAUACCUGAAGCACAACCAUACUGGAUCACAUCAAUUCAUGCAAUCCCAUAUUCUAAUGUCUUCAUAUCGGGUUCAUGGAAUGGUAAAUUGAAAGUAUGGAAAUUAGAUGAAAAAUUAAGAUCAUUUUCUUUAUUAGGUGAAUUGCCAAAUGCCCGUGGGGUUGUUACAAGAAUUGAUGUUGCAGAAUAUGGUAAUAACAAUCAAGAAAGCUUUAGAGUCAUUGCAGCAUUAUCAAAAGAGCAUAGAUUAGGUCGCUGGAUAGAUGCCGGAUCUGGAGCUCGUAAUAGUAUAUAUUCUGUUGUUAUUGAUCAACAGAUUCUUAAAAAUUGA
Messenger RNA from Hansenula ciferrii, 1626 nucleotides. It is a transcript of the gene RRP9, whose product is annotated as ribosomal RNA-processing protein RRP9. The record is from RefSeq and is a predicted model, not a curated record. Bases 1 to 1626 code for a protein of 541 amino acids. Lineage: Eukaryota; Fungi; Ascomycota; Saccharomycetes; Phaffomycetales; Wickerhamomycetaceae. Gene Ontology annotation, cellular component: small-subunit processome. Gene Ontology annotation, molecular function: snoRNA binding; protein binding. The transcript has a single exon.